ACUAAUCGAGAGAUCCCCUAAAAAAAAUCGACAGAGAGGUCGACAGAGCCAUGGAGAGAGAGCGCCGCCACCGGACGCCGGCCACGGUGCUGCUGGCUGCCUAGGCCCGCUGCCCGCCUCCACCCAGCCUCGCCUUAUCCGCGCCCGCUUGCCCCGCCUCGCCGCCUGCUAGUGCUAGGUCAGGGACUCGCCCCAGCCUCGUCUCGUCAGGGUUCAGCAGACGUCAGGAACUCGCCGUCCGCCUCUGCCCCGAUUGGCGACCGUCUCUCUCCCCCGACCGGCGACUUAUUAUGGACCGGAGGGAGUACUUCAAUCUAUUAUUGCAUAUAUGCUGUCUUUUGUUAUGGCUAUGUAUUAGUAUUACCUUACUACUUGAAUAAUUGUGUCCUUGGAAAUUUUGAGCUACUGUCUCGGCCAUUGGUACUCUUUGGCAUAACAUGUGUGGCUUGUAAGUAAAUACUAUGUAUGCUUACGACAAGAAUUAUUGAGAUUUGAUAUUGCCGGAUAGCAAGGGAGGCCGGCGAGAUAGUUGUCGUUUAGUGAUUUGAACACAUGCCAACCUCUGUGUAUUUGUCCUCUCCUCGGUCUCCUCAUGCCGGCCGGCUAGACUACUUAAUAUUACUAACUAUAGGUCUAUUUCUAAUGUAGUGGGUGGUACUUAAAUAAAUUAAUACUGCAGCACAUGAGGUCCACCGGUUCUUAACCUCUGUCUAAAGAAAUGUUUCAUAUGCUCAGUGUUAUCAAACAACUCUUGGUACAAAUUCAAUCAUAUGUAUAUACGAAGACAUGGCACUGCAACCAUUUUUGUUUUAGUUACAAGUUAGAACUCACAAGUCAAACUCCCUUUACUGCCUCCCUGCAAUGCAAGAGAUGUGCUCUCACAUAUUGGAGGUACAAAAUCCGGUCUUGGUGGAUACAUUUUAUAGGCAAAUACCGUGACCUAAUCACAACUUAACUGUCUGUUUCAUUUAAGUAAGAGAUAGUCCAGAACUGCAAGCAAUUGAUGAUGUGAACCCAUUGGAAAUGAAAUAGUUGUAUGUAAUACUAUUCGUAGAUGAUGUGAACAACUUUACCAACCUGCUUACGUCCUAUCUAUUGCUAGCUAGCUACCACUCCUAAAGAAACACCAACUUGCACAAGACCAGAUAUAGUUUUAGAUUUAUGGACUGGACCAUCUGCCGGUACCUAUGGCUUGCAGGUUGCAAGUCGCUGGUAGAAGGUGCAGGCAGGGUAGUUUGUACGCUGUACUUUGAAGCUGAGCUUCCAACUCUGUAAAGGGGAAUUGCCUCCUCCUGAGCUUUGACUCAAAAAUCACAAUACAUCCUUGUUGUGCCCUCAAUCCAUACCACGCUCGCCGCCGUCGAUCCUUGUACGCCGCCGCCAGUUUCUCCAGCCUCCCAUCGGCCAGCCAUGGCUAAUGGUACUGGAGUUGUAAGUUGAAGGGAGAUUCUAGGAGACGCAUUACUCAGUCAAAACUCACAAGGCUGACUAAUUCUUGCUGAUCCAGUCUGAUCAAGCGUAUUAAUUCAGUGUGAGGGGGCAGAAGCAAGGAGCCAUGGCCGAGUCUGCUGUUAGCACCGUGCUUGGAAGCGUGGGCACCCUUGAAGUGUCCUUCUUGAAAGAUGAGCUGAUGCGGCUGCAGGCCUACCUCAAAGAUGCUGACACGAAAUGGAGAUCAAGAAACGCAAGAGUUGCUGUCUUGGUGAGCCAGAUCAGAGAUGCAGCUUAUGAGGCUCAGAAUGUCAUCGAAGCUGCAGAUUACAUGAAGAAGAGGAACAGGCUCAAGAAGGGAUUCAUGGGUGCCAUUUCAAGGUAUGCUCCCUUACCAAGUGACUUGGUUGCCCUUCGUAAAGUUGGUGUUGAGAUCCAACGCAUUAAAAGGAAGCUGGAUGAGAUUUUUGUAGGUGCAGAAAAAAUGAAAAUUGAUCUGGAUAAUACUGGUUUAGUUGAGCAUGAGUUUCCACAAGAUUUCGGUGUUAUGCAGCAACACUCUCAAGAUGAUGUUGUCAUGGUUGGGUUUGAGGAUGAGCACAAAGAAUUAGUGGAUAAGUUAGUUGAUACUAACAAGAGCAUGCUUAGUGCUGUCUCCAUAGUCGCCAUGGGUGGGGCCGGAAAGACAACACUUGCCAGAAAAAUAUACACUUCAUCUAGGGUCAAAGAGCACUUUGACACAAUUGCUUGGGUGACUGUGUCUCAAACAUUCAAGGGCAUUGAAUUACUAAAGGAUAUUAUGAAACAAAUAACAGGGAAGAAAUAUGAGUCACUUAAUCAAAUGCUUGAGCAUGAGGUGGGAAAGGAGAUCCAUGAUUUUCUGUUGGAAAACAAAUACUUGGUAGUUCUUGAUGAUGUGUGGGAAACAGAUACAUGGGAGCAGUUAAACAGAAAAGGUAAAGCCUUUCCGGAUGCAGCCAAUGGUAGUAGAGUGUUGUUAACCACAAGAAAAGAAGAUGUCGCAAAUCAUGUUCAAAUGCCAACCCAUGUUCAUCCUUUGAAGAAGUUAGAUGAAGAGAAAAGCUGGAAACUUUUCAGCAGUAAAGCUUUACCAUCAUACAAGAGGUCUGUCAUACUUGAUGUGGAUGAGUUUGAAAAACUUGGGAGAAACCUUGCAAAGAAAUGUGAUGGAUUACCACUUGCACUUGCAGUUUUGGGGGGUUAUCUAUCAAAAACUCUAAAUAGGCAAGCAUGGUCCAGCAUACUUUUUGAUUGGCCGUCAACCAAAGAUGGGCACAUGAUGCGAAACAUACUAGCUCGCAGCUACAAGGACCUGCCGAACCAUUAUUUAAGGUCUUGUUUCCUCUAUCUUGCUGCUUUUCCUGAGGAUUAUGAAAUAGAUGUGGCUGAUCUUAUUAAUCUAUGGAUAGCUGAAAGCUUCAUUCCAUACACACCAAAUUAUAAGCUAGAAGAAACAGCAUGCAAGUAUCUGACCGAGUUGGUUCAGAGAAGCUUGGUCCAAAUUGCUAGCGAAACCAGAGAACUUGGACAGGUUAGUAUAUGGAUUCAUGACAUCUUACGUGACUGGUGCAUAGAACAAGCAAGGGAAGAUGGUUUUCUUGAUGUCAUUGACAAAACUACCGGCCAAUUUGGUGCAUCGUCCUCGGAUAAACUUAUAUCUUACCGUUCUUGUUUUCAAAAUUUGAGUGACGAGAUUUCACCUGGGGCACCUAAUGUCCGAACUCUACUUUGCUUUAAACUCUCAUCAGUGUCCCUUCCUAAGCUGAGAUUCCUGAGAGUCCUCCGCAUUGAAGAUUCCAGACUGGAAGGUUUCUCUAGAGUGAUUGGUAGGUGCAUUCACCUAAGAUACCUUGGGUUGUUAAAUGGUGAAGGCGUGACACUCCCUUCAUCAAUUGGACAACUCCUUUACUUGCAGACCAUAGAUCUAAGUGGAACAGAAUUGGACUCGGUGGUGCCAAACUCCUUGUGGGAUAUCCCAUCUCUAAGGCAUGCUUUCCUGGGGAGAAAUUUGUUUUCUCCACCACCACCCGCAUGGAGUCUGCGUCGACAGCAGCAGAAUAAGCUACAGACCUUUCACUUAUAUCGUACACUGGUUGGCACAAACUGGUAUCAUGACAUGGUGAUUUUCGUGGGCCAGAUGAAGCAACUAACAGGACUCUGUAUUUACUUGGGUCCCAUGCCUGCAGGGAUGGUAAACAUAUUUGCAAACAUGCCCCACCUGGUUUAUAUUUUUUUGGGUCAGUUUGAUGUGCUAGAUAAGCUGCCUGAUAAGUUCCCACAAAGCCUACAGAGUGUUCGUCUAGAUGCUAAUGUGAUUGAACAAGACCCGAUGCCGAUCCUGGAGAAGCUUCCAUGUCUUGUAUUGCUCGUUUUGGAGGGUUAUCAAGGCCAAACCAUGACCUGCUCUGCCAAAGGGUUUCCUCGCCUGCAAAGGUUGCAACUUGGUAAGUUCUCCACGGAGGAGUGGACGAUGGAGGUUGGGACAAUGCCAAAGCUCUCCCGCCUGCAACUUUUGUGGUUCUCGAAGAUGAUCAAGCUUCCCCAAGGAUUGAUGCACCUUCUGUCCCUCUAUAAUCUUGAAUUGCAUGGUAUGCCUCAGAUUUCUGAAGAUGACAGCACACUAAAGAAGCUGCAGCGGAAAGGGUGUGAGGUUAAACUUAUUUCUUAGCUCAAACGAACGAGCAAGAUCGAACGAAGCGUAUUUCUGCUCUGCAGGAUGAAACGAUCAGCUCUACAUAUGUAUUCUUAGCUCUGCAUAUCUCCCUCAAAUUUGCUUCAUUGUGUCUCGCACUGCUUUUAUGCAGAUCAAAUGUCUGUAUGUACAACUAAUUGUUAAGUUGUGUCUUCAUUGUUGUCUUGCAAAGCUUUUAUGCACACGCAAUGUCACUUAUUUUGCGCUCU
Messenger RNA from Brachypodium distachyon (stiff brome), 4353 nucleotides. Its product is annotated as probable disease resistance protein RF9. The coding region runs from base 1556 to 4120 and encodes 854 amino acids. The transcript has 4 exons. Gene Ontology annotation, molecular function: ADP binding. The record is from RefSeq and is a predicted model, not a curated record. NCBI's taxonomy places the organism in Eukaryota, Viridiplantae, Streptophyta, Magnoliopsida, Poales, Poaceae. Gene Ontology annotation, biological process: defense response to other organism.